Messenger RNA from Callithrix jacchus (white-tufted-ear marmoset), 5912 nucleotides. NCBI's taxonomy places the organism in Eukaryota, Metazoa, Chordata, Mammalia, Primates, Cebidae. The record is from RefSeq and is a predicted model, not a curated record.
CCGGCGCAGCCCCGAGGGAGGAGGGCGUGCUGCAGUCCCGGCGGCGGCGGCGGCGGCGGCUGGAGGUGCAGCCUCCCAGGUGGGAGGCGGGGGCUGCGGGCUCAGGAAAAGGCGCCUUGGGAGAGGGCGCUCGGCGGGGCCUCCUCGGGCCCCGGGCGCGGCGCGGCGAGUGGGAGCGAGCGCGCCAGGAGCACGCAGGCGCCCUGCUCCGGCUGGCCCUCGGCUGGCGCGCGGCGCGCGGCGCGGGAGCAGCCCGCAGCCCGCAGCCCGCCCCCCGCGACCCCCGCAGCCCCCCCGGCCGCCUGCGGCCGCCCGUCGGGAGCAGCCCCUCGGCAGCCCGCGCAGGUCGCCGGCCCGGGAGAGCGCGCGGCAGCGGCAGCAGCGGCGGCGGGACGGCCCCGAGCGCGCCCUCCCGCCCGCGGCCACUUGGAGCCGGCGCUGGCCCGGCCGGCGCGCCCCGCAGGCGGCCGGAGCGCGGCCUCGGCCUCGGCGCGAGCUAGCCCCGGGCCACAGCCCGCGAGAGGCGGCGCGGGCGGCCGAGGGCACUGACGGCGUCGCGGGGCGCUCCCAGGCGGCGGCGCAGCGGCAGCGGCGGCGCAGGGGGCGGAGGCAGGGGGCGCCCCCAGCCAGGAUGCUGCGGUUCCUGCGCCGGACCUUUGGCCGCCGCUCCAUGCAGCGCUACGCGCGGGGCGCGGUGGGGCGCGGGGCCGCCGGGCUGGGGGACGAGCGCGACGGGGGGCCACGGGGGGGCCCGGCCGCCGCCUCCUCCUCGGCGCUGCCCGCCGCUCCCGGGGGCAGCGUGUUCCCCGCGGGCGGCGGGCCCCUGCUCACGGGUGGCGCGGUCGUGCACAUCUCCGCCGCCGGCGCCGCCAAGGCCACCCUCUACUGCCGCGUCUUCCUGCUCGACGGGACCGAAGUGAGCGUGGACCUGCCGAAACAUGCCAAAGGCCAGGAUUUGUUUGAUCAGAUUGUGUACCACUUGGACCUUGUGGAAACAGAUUACUUUGGCCUCCAGUUCCUCGACUCUGCCCAGGUUGCGCACUGGCUGGAUCAUUCCAAACCCAUAAAAAAGCAGAUGAAAAUUGGACCUGCUUAUGCUUUGCACUUUCGAGUUAAAUACUAUUCUUCAGAACCAAACAACCUUCGUGAGGAGUUUACAAGGUACCUGUUUGUUUUACAACUCAGGCAUGACAUUCUUUCUGGAAAAUUGAAAUGCCCUUAUGAAACAGCUGUGGAGUUAGCUGCUCUCUGUCUACAAGCGGAGCUUGGGGAGUGCGAGCUUCCAGAGCACACACCGGAGCUUGUGUCUGAGUUUCGGUUCAUUCCAAAUCAGACAGAAGCGAUGGAAUUUGAUAUCUUCCAGAGAUGGAAAGAGUGCAGGGGAAAGAGCCCUGCCCAGGCGGAACUCUCCUAUCUGAAUAAAGCGAAGUGGCUGGAAAUGUAUGGGGUAGACAUGCACGUUGUCAGGGGAAGAGAUGGCUGUGAAUAUUCUCUUGGACUGACCCCGACAGGCAUAUUAAUCUUUGAAGGAGCUAACAAAAUAGGCUUAUUCUUUUGGCCUAAAAUUACCAAAAUGGAUUUUAAAAAGAGCAAAUUGACACUCGUGGUUGUCGAGGAUGAUGAUCAGGGACGUGAGCAAGAGCACACGUUUGUGUUCCGGUUAGACAGUGCCAGGACCUGCAAACACCUCUGGAAGUGUGCAGUUGAACACCACGCAUUCUUCCGACUGCGGACGCCGGGAAACAGCAAAUCCAAUAGAUCCGACUUUAUCAGGCUGGGCUCUCGCUUCAGAUUCAGUGGGCGGACAGAAUAUCAAGCUACACAUGGCUCCAGGUUACGAAGAACCAGCACAUUUGAGAGGAAGCCUAGUAAACGUUAUCCAUCCCGGAGGCAUUCAACGUUCAAAGCAAGCAACCCGGUGAUAGCAGCCCAGCUCUGCUCUAAAACAAAUCCAGAAGUCCAUAAUUACCAGCCUCAGUAUCAUCCUAAUAUCCACCCCAGCCAGCCCCGGUGGCAUCCUCACUCUCCAAAUGUCAGCUACCCACUCCCUUCUCCAGUGCUCAGCAGCUCGGACCGGUUGCCUUUUGGCAUUGAGGAGAACGGGGGCACGCCGUUCCUCACUGCAGCUUCAGGAAGGCACCACCACCAGCACCAGCACCAGCACCAGCACCAUCACUCAAACUACAGCCUCUCACUGACCCUGGAGAACAAAGAGGGGCCUCUCAGGUCCCCAAACUCCAGCAGCAAGUCCCUUACAAAACUGAGUCCAGGAACACCUGCCUUGUUCAGUGAAGCCGCUGCUCAUCUAAAGAAACUGGAACUGGAAACUGUGAAGGCUGCUGGACCCUGGCCUCCUCUGCACAUCAACAUAAACAAGGCUGAAGAAAAGAAAGUCUCAGAGAAAACUCUUCAGACUCCACUUUUGCCUUCCCCUGUGGCGGAUCACGUGAAGUGUAACAUUCUGAAAGCUCAGUUGGAAAAUGCUUCCCGAGUGAACAUCCAGGGUGGAAAAGAGGAAUCAACAUUUGUAAAUAUAAAUAAGAAAUCCAGUCUUCAGGACGCUAAUGUAAGAAGUCCUAUUCCUAUUCGUGUGGAAACUACCCAGCCAGCUGUGGAAAAGCCGGAAAUCAAGCCUCCCCGAGUGAGGAAGUUAACAAGACAGUAUAGUUUUAACCGCAGUGAUGAAGACGACCUCCCUCCAGACCUGGCCGAGGCAGUGGGAGUGGCCACAGCUACAACCACAAACACCACAACCGCCGCCACACAAGUCUCUGUGCCGCUGCCCUCCCCCAAGGUCCAGAAAGUCAGCUCGCCUCACACCUCGGAAGGCAAAGGCCAGCUGUCCCCUGGGGCCAAGAGCCCCUCUGACCGAGGAGGUGCCUUUACCUUGGAGCCGGGUGAUCUUCUGAUGGAUUUCACAGAAGCCACUCCUCUGGCAGAGCCCGCCAGCAACCCCCACUGUGCCCACUCUCGCUGUUCUCCUCCACUCUCUCUCCCCAUGAAGGAAGAGACCACUGGAGUUUGCAUGUACCCUCCAAUCAAAACAAGGCUGAUAAAAACAUUCCCGGCUGAUACAAUGAACCCGUUUCCUGAUACUUUCACCACAGGGCCACAGUUUACUGCAGACUUCCGAGACAGUAAAUUACAGUGCUGUCCUGGCCCAUCUUCCCCACUGAUCCCAGCAGCGACCCUGAGGCCUUUCACAGAGACCGUCUCCACAGUGCAGACCCUUUACACCACCCGGAAACCUGUUUCCCUGGCAGCCAGUGCAGAGACACUCCGGCAGGAACUGGAGAGAGAGAAAAUGAUGAAAAGACUGUUGAUGACCGAACUGUGAAGUUCUCCCCUUGUCACCUGGAAGAUGGCAUGGUGCCUUCUGUCCGUCUUUCUUCGGGCUUUGUGUGCUCACUCUAGCACAACAUACAAAUGUGUGCUUUGUUCGCCCAGGUCUCCAUGGUUAGAUGAAGCCAAUUUCUGGCUUGACUUUUAUGGGAAAAAUUAUUUUAUGUCUCCUAAGCAUUAGAGUUUUUCUAUUACUCUAUGUAGUUGAGACAGGAUUUGAUAAGUCUAGGAAAAGAAAGAUGGGAAAACGGGAUUCCUUUUCAGAAGCACCUGUGUGUAUCUGUUAAUAACCACAGGGGAUAAUAUGAUGUGGGAUCCUUUACUAUCAAUUUCAACCAUGUGAUUUUGUAUGACUGAAACUUGCACCGAGCUUUGACUGUUUGUUAAAGAGUCAUUUUUAAUGAGAGAAUAAUUCUUUAUCGCUGGUUUUUCAUUUACACUGAUAAAUACACAGAUCUUAUAAAGUCUUUAACAUUCAUUUGUAUUCAGACACGAGCAGAUUAACUAAAAAAGAGAAAGUUACAUAUCACCAUGACUGAAGAUACUUCAACUUAAUCUGAAAUAUAAUUUAACUUGUAAACUCUUUGGAUAUAAUAGAAUUUAUCAUUGAACCCAAAGUAGGAAAUGAUAGCUUACAUUGUCUAAAAAUGUUAAGAUGAUUCAAUAUCAAGAUUCAUUUGGGUGUUCUAUCAAGGAAAAUUAUUUCUAAAGUCGAUUGAUUCAUGUCCUAUUGAUAGAAUCUUGACCAGAAGAAAUUUUGCUCUUUUUAUAUAGUUUCGAGAAAUGUGUUUUUAAAUUUUUAUUAAUGCACUUGAACAACUUUGCAGGAAUAAAGGAUCCCCAAUCACAAAAUAUCCCUCUAAAUUAGUUCCCUAGCUUUCUCAAGGAAUACGCAUAUAUUUUUACAUAGCUAUGAUCAUUGUGUACAUUCUCUUUCGUUUUACUUCUUUGCCUAACACUCGGCUCCUCUAAUCAACACAGAUUCUACUCUCACCAAUUCAAGUGUCUUUAUAUCCAUGUAACAUGGUUAACCUCACUCUCACUUCACUCCAUUAUUAGAUAUUUGAGUUAUAUCUAAUUUUUCACUCUUAUAAAUAGUGCUGCUAUGAAUGUCUGUAAAAAAAAAAAACUGCUCCUUCUUUUGGAUUAUUCCCUUAGGAAUAUCUCCAAAGAGGAAUUACAAAGAUAAAGAGCAUGAACUAUUUUAUAGCUCUUGUUUUAUAUAGCCAGAUUGCUUUCUAGAAAGAUUCAAUCUUUGGGUUGGAAGGACCUUAAAGGUCAUCUAGUUUAGCCUCCCCACCCCCUCUGAAUGCUUGAAUCCCUUCUACAAUUUAUGAUGCCACCAGCAAUGUAUAAGCAUUUCUAUUUACCAAUAGCUCUGCCAGUAUUGGGUUCUGCCAUUUUUAUUUAUUUUUGCUAGUUUAAUAAUAGGUAUGUAUAGUUGUUCUUGAAGAGUUGUUUUAUUUCAUUAAUUGCUAGCGAGGCUGAGCAGUUUUCCAUGUGAUGAUUUACUAGGUGUAUUUCCUUGUGUGUAAAAUGUUCAUCCAUUUCUUAUGACCACUUGUUAAGAGGAACUGAUCUCAUAUAUUUGUAUCAGAACUGUAUUUUUAUGUUGUAUUGUAUAGUUUGCUCUCCUGUCCCUCUCCUUAAAACUGAAUGGUGCCAAUAAUUUGAUACUAAUGACUAUAAAAAAAAGGUAAUGCCUCAUUUACUAGUAUUGUGAUAAAAUGAGGAAUGUAAGCAAAUAUUCAGAUAACUGAGGACUAACCCUUUAAGUGCUGAAUCUUUACAAUUUUAAUAUUUUUUUUUGAAGGAAAUCUUUCUAAAAUGUAUUACACAGUUCCCUGCCUUAGUAAACAGACUAUACUGGAGAGCAUUUAACCUUUUCUUGAUGAGUCAUGGUCAUGGUUAUAAACAUCAGCCCCUUUUGUACCUUGGUACGGUGCAGUGAUGUCAUCAAGAGCUAUCAAUAUGUGUUGGGCUUGGCUUGGCCUUUUAUAGGAUAUUAUGCUCUUCUCACUGAUGGUUUUUUACUGCUCUCUCCUCUAUCAGUGGAGCUAUCCGGGGCAAUUGUAGCGUUUGGGGCCUUUUAUCCCCAUGUUCCCCGGCUAUACUUUUAAAACAGCUUUAGCUGUUCUUUAUCUCAUGCACAUGAUACAAAAUGUGUUCCCGUACAAUAUGGGGCUUUCACCUCUUGCCAACCCAGCACACUCUUCCUCUUCUAACCUGCUUUCUGAGGCUUCUGCUCUUUACAUCCUGCUCUCUGAUGGAAACCUCCAGGGCAAAGCUAAAGGUUUCUUGGGGAAGCCAGGAAAGCCAGUAUUUCAUAUGUGUCAGAUUUGCUUGGCUUCCGAGCAGGGAUGCAUGGGCUUUUUGGCCAGUGUUUCCAGGAGGCUCUGAGCUUCCUGCUUCUUCCCCGCUUCUCCCUGAGUUCACAGACUUUGAGGUUUCUGAAGGUUGAUGUCACUGGAAGUCUGACCACAAACAAGUUGGCUGUUACUCUAUUUGAAAACCCAGUACCUUUGGCAGCUCACCUCUAACCAGUAAAAUAAGAGGAUUCCAUGGUUUCA